This is a messenger RNA of Drosophila simulans, 9161 nucleotides long. RefSeq names its product eye-specific diacylglycerol kinase (gene rdgA). Gene Ontology annotation, biological process: lipid phosphorylation; intracellular signal transduction; diacylglycerol metabolic process. NCBI's taxonomy places the organism in Eukaryota, Metazoa, Arthropoda, Insecta, Diptera, Drosophilidae. Bases 101 to 4552 code for a protein of 1483 amino acids. Gene Ontology annotation, molecular function: protein binding; ATP-dependent diacylglycerol kinase activity. The record is from RefSeq and is a predicted model, not a curated record. The transcript is spliced from 16 exons.
AACCAAUUGUCAGCAGCAACAACAGAGGCAACAGGAGCAACCAUAAGUGCAGCACUAGCAGCAGCAACUUGCAACCACUUUGCGGCAACAACAACGCGAAAUGCAGCAGCAGCAACAACCGUCCAUCGACCAGCUGCCCGAGCCCACAGCCUCGACCAGCAAUUCGGCAACAACUAAGCCGACAAUUGCAGCAGCAACCACAUCGACAACGACAACGUCUGGCAACAACUUCCACCAGCAACUACAAGCAACAACGGCAGCCACCAUGCAACGCCUGCGAACAACCUUCACGCGAUCCCGCACUCCCACAGGUGCGGAAAUGAAGAUGCAGAAUAGUCUGGAGGUGCCCAAGCAGGUGCGCUCAGCCUCCUUCGACGAGAUGCAACUGGAGUCGCAGCGUGCCUCCUCCAGUCUGCUCAAGCAGCAGUCCUCAUCAUCGGCCUCGGCGGACGAACGCUCCUCGGAGGCUGGCUUCCUGCAGGUUCCAUUGGCGGCCCAUCAGCAAAGAUCCCAUAGCUUCGACUCGGCAACUGCGUCGGCGGGCAGCGAUGACUCGGGCACCUUUUUGGAGGUGCCCAGACGUCUGAAGGCUCGGCGCAGUUCGUCCACCAAGACUCCGCCGCCUUGCAUCCAUUGUCACUAUCUGGAGGAGUAUGAGCGUCGUAUGACCGCCGAGCAGCGUUACUUUAUCGAUCAUCGCGAGCUAACAGCUUUGAGCUACAGCAAUACCAGUUCGGAGGCGAGCGAGGAUGAGGAUGAAGUGGAGGGCCAUAACGCGGAGGAAGAGGAGGAGGGCAGUGCGGCCAUCGAGGAUGCUGAGGAGGAGACAACUGAGGCGGCUACCGAGGAGGCGGAUGAAGAUCCCCGCACCGAGGUUGAGUCCGAGCACGAUCACGAUCCGGAUGACGAUGCCGCAUUAGAGAUGGACAUCCGCAUUGGCAACAUGAGCCAAGGCAGCAGCAUCGAGGAGUCGCGCGCCCGCCUGCCGCGACAAAUGCGGCGCCACACCAUCGGUAGCAGCUCGGUCACCUCGGCCUCCGAGGAUGAGGGCUUGGAGGGCUCAGACAAUGGUUCGCCGCAUUUCGGCAACACCUUGUUGCCACCACAGCCGACAACACCUUGUGGCAUAACCUUCACGCUAAGUCCCACCAAUGGGGAUUAUCCUUCGCCGCCGCAUCUCCCCUUGGAUCCCGGCUCGCCGCCCAUUUCGCCCUGCUCCUCCAAUUCGGGAAGAUUGCCAGCUCUGGCACCGACCAUUUCCACGCCCUGUUCCUCGGCGGAUGCCGAUGAUGCUGGUGCAGCUAUGGGCUUGCCCGUCCGAGCAAGACGUCGCUCGAUUUCGCGACAGGAGGCGAUAUUCGUGGAGCCCACUGGAAACUCACUGGAGAACGUUUCGCACGAGGAGGUGGACAAUAGCAACACCAAGUCAUCGGUGGACACGGCUGAUUCACUGGACGAGGCCUCGACAAUGGCCACGUGUGGCUCACCCGGAGCCGCCGGUGGCAGUGGUGCCUCCUCCAGUCAUCAUAACGCCUUUGUGGUGCGGGAUAUUUACCUAAUGGUACCGGAUUUGAAGCGAGAUCGCGCCGCCUCCGUGGAUUCGUGCUUCUCCAAGCUCUCGUCGAAUGCCAAAACGGAGGAGCUGCAACCAAGUGCCGAUGGUUGCUUCCUUACCGUGCCGAAUAUAAAUGCAACUCGAUCGCGAUCCGUGGACAUCGUGCUACCAACUGACGAGCAAGCCAGAUACAAGGCUUUGUCCAUGACCGGAUCCACUGUCACCUACGCAGACGGGCGUACCGCUUCGGCCAGCAACUCCCGCAGACCGAUACGGAUUGUGCCCGAUUGGACGGAGAAUGCCGUGCAGGGCGAGCACUACUGGAAGCCCACCUCCGCCUCCGGCGAUCUCUGCUGCCUGAAUGAGGAGUGCAUUAAAAGCGGCCAACGGAUGAAGUGCUCCGCCUGCCAACUGGUUGCCCACCACAACUGCAUUCCGUUCGUCAACGAGAAGAGCACCCUGGCCUGCAAGCCCACCUAUCGGGAUGUGGGCAUCCGGCAGUACCGGGAGCAGACCACCACCCACCACCACUGGGUGCAUCGCAAGCUGGAGAAGGGCAAGUGCAAGCAGUGCGGCAAGUUCUUUCCUAUGAAGCAGGCGGUGCAAAGCAAGCUAUUCGGGUCGAAGGAGAUUGUGGCGUUGGCCUGUGCGUGGUGCCACGAGAUCUACCACAACAAGGAGGCCUGUUUUAACCAGGCCAAAAUCGGCGAGGAAUGUCGUCUGGGCAACUAUGCGCCCAUCAUUGUGCCGCCAUCGUGGAUUGUGAAGCUGCCAACCAAGGGCAACUUCAAGUCCUCGAUACGCGUGAGCAACAAGAACAAUGCCGCAUCGGGAUCAGGAGGUGGCGGUGCUGGUGGCGGUGCCGGAGGCGGUGGUGGUGGUGGGGGCAAGAGCAAGAAGCAGACGCAGCGGCGACAGAAGGGCAAGGAGGAGAAGAAGGAGCCGCGAGCGUUCAUUGUGAAGCCCAUUCCAUCGCCGGAGGUAAUCCCGGUCAUUGUGUUUAUUAAUCCCAAAUCGGGCGGCAAUCAGGGCCACAAGCUGCUGGGAAAGUUCCAGCAUCUGCUCAAUCCGCGCCAGGUUUUCGAUCUUACGCAAGGCGGGCCCAAAAUGGGCCUGGACAUGUUCCGCAAGGCGCCCAAUCUGCGGGUGCUGGCUUGCGGUGGCGACGGCACCGUCGGCUGGGUCCUUUCCGUCCUGGAUCAAAUCCAACCGCCGCUCCAGCCAGCUCCGGCGGUCGGUGUCCUGCCGCUGGGCACUGGAAACGAUCUCGCUCGCGCUCUCGGAUGGGGAGGGUCUAUUUUCUUUCAGGGCUACACGGACGAACCGAUCGGGAAGAUACUGCGCGAGAUCGGGAUGUCCCAGUGCGUGCUAAUGGAUCGCUGGCGGGUGAAGGUCACGCCCAACGAUGACGUCACCGAUGACCAUGUCGAUCGCAGCAAGCCCAAUGUCCCAUUGAACGUCAUCAACAACUAUUUCUCCUUCGGCGUGGACGCGCACAUCGCCCUGGAAUUCCACGAGGCACGUGAGGCCCAUCCGGAGCGCUUCAAUUCGCGCCUGCGCAACAAGAUGUACUACGGCCAGAUGGGCGGCAAGGAUCUGAUCCUGCGCCAGUACCGCAACCUCUCCCAGUGGGUGACGCUCGAGUGCGAUGGACAGGAUUUUACCGGAAAACUGCGCGAUGCCGGCUGCCAUGCCGUGCUCUUCCUAAACAUUCCCAGCUAUGGCGGUGGCACCCAUCCAUGGAACGACUCCUUUGGCGCCUCCAAGCCAUCGAUUGAUGACGGACUGAUGGAGGUUGUUGGCCUGACCACCUACCAGCUGCCCAUGCUACAGGCUGGCAUGCAUGGCACCUGCAUUUGCCAGUGCCGCAAGGCCAGGAUCAUCACCAAGCGCACCAUUCCGAUGCAGGUGGAUGGAGAGGCAUGUCGCGUCAAGCCAUCGGUGAUCGAGAUCGAGCUGCUCAACAAGGCACUGAUGCUCUCCAAAAGGAAGCACGGACGCGGCGAUGUUCAAGUGAAUCCCCUGGAGAAGAUGCAGCUGCACAUCUUGCGCGUGACCAUGCAACAGUACGAGCAGUAUCACUAUGACAAGGAGAUGCUCCGCAAAUUGGCCAAUAAGCUGGGCCAAAUCGAAAUCGAAUCUCAGUGCGAUCUGGAGCAUGUGCGCAACAUGCUCAACACCAAGUUCGAGGAAUCCAUCUCCUAUCCAAAGGUCUCACAGGAUUGGUGCUUCAUCGACUCCUGCACCGCUGAGCACUACUUCCGGAUCGAUCGUGCCCAGGAGCACCUGCACUACAUCUGCGACAUUGCCAUCGAUGAGCUGUACAUCCUGGACCACGAGGCGGCCACCAUGCCGCAGACUCCGGACCAGGAGCGCUCCUUUGCAGCCUUCUCGCAGCGGCAGGCGCAGAACGAGCGGCGCCAAAUGGAUCAGGCCCAGGGCCGCGGCCCGGGCAGCACCGAUGAGGAUUUGCAAAUUGGCUCCAAGCCCAUAAAAGUGAUGAAGUGGAAGAGCAACAAAGAUCGUUUAUUCAGUUUCAACGAAGAUGUUUUUGGUUGUGGAUUCAGCCCUAUACUGGAGCAAACUUCCGAUGCCAUACUACUAGCAGCCCAGAGCGGCGAUCUCAAUAUGUUACGUGCACUACAUGAACAAGGAUACUCACUACAGUCAGUGAACAAGAACGGACAGACGGCGCUGCACUUCGCCUGCAAAUACAACCACAGGGACAUUGUCAAAUAUAUCAUAGCGAGCGCCACACGACGCCUCAUCAACAUGGCCGACAAGGAGCUUGGACAGACGGCGCUUCACAUUGCCGCCGAGCAGAAUCGCCGCGACAUCUGCGUGAUGCUGGUUGCCGCCGGCGCCCAUUUGGACACCCUUGACUCCGGCGGAAAUACGCCCAUGAUGGUGGCCUUCAACAAGAACGCCAACGAGAUAGCCACCUAUUUGGAAAGUAAGCAGGGGACGCAGCCCGUCGACGGCUGGCUGGACGACUAGACGAAUCAACCAUCACAAAUCGCCGCAGGUCCCCUCUCCAAGUAGAGCAAUCGCUAGACAAGCUUACUUAUUCAAACAUCAGACAUUUAAAUGAAAAAAGAAAAACCCGAUAGUCACAAUAUCACAAUAUCAGUAAAUCAGUAAUCCGAAAAACAAGAACGUAAUUUUAACAUUGCAAAUUUCUCCUUUCUAUGCCAAUCGAACAAAACAAAAAAACAAAAACCUACAAAAUGGAUAAUGUCUUGUAAAUAACUGAAACGAACAAAUAUCAAAUCAAAUCAACAUUCCACGAAACUCAAAUGCGAUGCCGCUUAGGUCAAGAGCGUUUUAUGCAUCUGGAGAAGCAGACCCGGAUCUAAGUGGAGCAUUCAGCGGAAGCAUUCACCAUACGAAAUAAUAUUAAUGCAUAAUGAUAAUGGCUUUUUUUUGCAACCUUUUUUUUUGUGUUAGCAUGUACGAGAGAAAUCUAAUUUAAACUAAGCAAGGAAAAUACACAUACACAGACAAACACUCAACACAUUUUUAGCGCGUAAGUGGGAGAGAUCAGAUGGUAUGGAAUUAAUUAAUUUAUUGUAAUGAAAAGCUAGCAAAACGAUAGGCAACAUUUGUCCGAAAUUUCAAUUUUAAUUAACUUUCGAUAGAACGAACAAAAAAAUACAUAGUAUAUACGUUUAAUGCAGCGAAUGCAAACGGAAAUUCGAAAUUCAUUUGUUUCUCUUACCGAUUGAUUAACGAUAAAUGAUUAUAUUGUGAUAUCUAAAUUAAUUAACGUAUUGGACUAGAGAGCGAGAACGAGAGCAAAUAGAAAUUGAUAUUAGCAAAGGGCAUUUGCUGUAAUACUAACUGAAGCAAAAAAGUUGAAAACGAAAAAAAGAAGCAAGCAAAAACACACACACAGAGAGACACACUAAGCAAAUAUAUAGUCUAUAUAUUAUAUAUAUAUAUUUAAUUAAAUGUACUUCUUUUGGAAUUCAAACUAGGCUAAGUGAAAACUUGAAUACUCUUGUCAAAUGAAAAAUGAUUGAAAACGGCAGAGCAGCAGCACGAUUAGAAGAGAGACGCACUAGACCCCAAGCGGCUAUGGCUCUCUCGCUCAGACAGAGGCACACACACACACAAACACGCAGACACACACACACACUCAGUCCCGAUGCACAGACUAGGAUGCACAACCCCCAUAGAUAUACCACCCACUUUACCUUCACCCCAAAGCAAAAACAAAACCCUCAGCGUUUCAAACCGAAAGACUUGGGCCGAUCAAUGGCGUCCACCCCCCAAAAACUAGGUAACCUGCCCCGGGAAAAAAAGAGAGAAAAAAAACCAAAAAAUAAUAGAUUUUAGGACGGGGUCAGGCAGCCACAAAGACUAUCUUAACUAUCCUAUAUACUACUACUACUAUAUUCCGAACUCCUUAACUUUAAACCCUCGUAACACAAAGCAACAAUGGAACAAUGAACACGAGCACUUGUGGCGUACGUAAUACGAAUCACACUUAAUAUAUGUAGACACAUGCAUAUUUUAUCAGCUAAAGAUUAAUGUAAAACCACAAUAUUAUAUAGCCUUUAAUCAAACCAUAUAUGUAUGCUAUGUACAGUAGAGGGAUAUUCUAUUUUUUCUAUUCAUUUAUAUUCGAUUUUUUUUUCUCAGAUUCCAAAUUUUGAAAAUAAUUAUAAUCAACAGUGUCGAGUCAAUUACGUUUACCGCGAUUCCCUUAAAACAUUUUUACGGCUUAGCUAAACUUAACGAUUGUAGCGAUAAAACGAAAACGAUGAAUGAUAAAUCUCACAAUCGAUUUAUAAGGCACCCAAGAGCGAUUAAGUAUCGAUCACCUUUACGAGGCUGGGCCGAAUGCAGCCCUGCGCCCCCGCCCGACCAAUCGCAAUCGCGGCUCAGUUCCUGGAAAACCAUGGCUCUGGCUUUCGGAUCUCCGUAGUCGGUUUGGAUCCAUCGGGAGCCAUCGGGGGCCAUCGCCAGCAUUCCACCCAUCCCGCCCCCAGAGCCACUUCCGGUCACGGAGGUGCGCCUCCGGCGUGGGUAAUCAUGUUUUGGAUUGCACACACGAGCAAAAAUUAGUGUUAACUACACAGCACACACCCCCACACCCACACACACACAUCCACAUCGUAGACUGUCGCAGCUGGUGUCGAAGUGUCGCAAACCACGAUUUUCGAUUCGGGCUUUGCGGGAUCUCGGGCAUGCUGCCUUUACGCCCCAUAAGACGUGCCACCCAUUGGGCAACCGGAAUCCAAAAUCGUAACACCAAUCCACACCGCCUGCGGCAACUAAUGAAUUCUUCAGCUGCGGUCAAAAUAUCAGGCGAUUGUUUAUUUCAAAAAUAAAGGAAAUUAUAUUGCAUUAUAACUAGCUUUGAAAAUUAUGAAAAGAUUUAUACGAAACUACAAACCUUAGUGCUAAUUUAACUUUGAACAUAUUAUUGUAUAUUGUAUAUCUUGUUUAAUUUCUUCAUUCAAGUUAAACAUUUUACUUGUUCGUUUAUUUACUUUUUACUUUUAUUAUUGAAAAUUGUAAUACUUUUUAAACACACGCCACAAUGGCGAUCGCAGCUGGAAAUCCAUAUGCAGUAGAGCAGAAUUGAGUAAGGAAUAUUUAGCAAUUGACAAUCUAGAGAUUUUAUAGCAAAUGAGCCGAGCAGAAGGCCGAUGAAGCGUUUGCUAUCCCCCCUAAAACCAUUCACUAUGAACCAAAACUUAAAAAAAAAACAAAACAAAACUCUGAGAAACCCGAUAAUCAAUAAGAAAUUCAAAGUAAAACCAAAACGAUUUGGUUAGUUUUCGCAAUUUGCUAUAUAGAAAAAAGCUUCAAAGUGAAAUUGUAGUUGAAGGAUUUAAGCGGGAAGGCGGAAUAAGUUAAGUGUCACCGAGGAGAGUGCUAUCUAUCGAUCUAGACGGACUAAAUGCUAAAUGGUGAGAGAUGAAGAAUUAGUAGAAAGUUAAUACCGACGAGGGCUAAAAUGCAGAAAAUGGCUAGCCAAGUGUCACAGCUGUUCGGAGAACAACCGGGUCCAAGCCAAAACUAUGGAUAUAUUUUCGUGCAUUUUGUAGAAGUUGAAUAUCCACAAGACACUGAAAAACACAAGGAUACACGCCACACACACACACACACAGAGAAACAGAGAAACAGGAUAACACUAAAUGGAAACACUUACUGCAUGAUGUGUACAUAGGAACAACAUAGAUGCUAUAUAUAUAUGCGAGUAUAUAUACACAUAUAUAUAGACAUACAUAUAUAGUAUAUAUUUUUUUCGAAUUGUUUAAGUGAAACUUUUGAACAAAAUAUGGAAAAAUGAAACGCAAGUCUUAUGAAAUCCUAGCAAGUAAGGCAAACCAAAAUUGUAAAGGUCAAGAUACAGAAAUGGAUGGAGGAACGAUAUACCUAAAACAAUGCCUAACUGUACGAUAGUAAGCAUACUGAAUAUAUAUAUAUUGAUAACGUAAUAAAGCGGAAUAUAUGUGUAAAAGUAAUCUAUUUAUUUACACCAACAACACCCCUGUAAAUACACAAAUUCAGUUUUCUACCGAUUCCCAAACUCCCGCGUUUCAUUUCGAUCCUCGCCCAAUCCGAAACUUUGAACAGACAACGACUUUGGAUUCUCCCUUCCACCUGGAUAUACACUAUAUAUAUACAUAUAUAUACAUUUAAUUAUUAACUUACGCAAGUCUGAAAGUAUUUCUAUCGAAGAGUUCUAAACUGCUUAACUGUAAAGUGUACAUACAUAUACCGAAUUACAACCACUCACAGAUCCUAUAAACUAUAUUUAUAGAUGUAAGAAAGUCCCACACACUAUUGAUAACCAUCCCCAUUACUGUAUGUAUAUGCCUAUUAAAUAUAUAUAUAUAUAUCUACUUUUUUUGAAUUAGUCACUAAGCAUAGACAACAUGAAUUACUAAGUACGAUAUGCACUGCAAGCACUGAGGAAUUUGAUUCAAUUUUACUUAAGACAAACGAAAAGAGAAAUUGAAAUAGCAUUUAGCAAACCUAACGGAAAAUCAAAAAAAAAAAAAAAACAAAAAAAAAACAGAAUUAAAUAAGAGAAUCUCCACUUUCUGGGAUAAUAAUUAAAAAUUUAAUAUUAAUUUUUCGAGCUACAUCGGAAGAGAAAUACCGACAAACAAAAAAAACUGUAUUCGCUUGAGGCAAUUGUGUGGGAAAGUCGAGAACGUUUAGCAUCUGGAUUGGCUAUGCAGCAUUCGUAUGUUAUAUACUUAGAUACCCGAACUCACAGAUACACACAACACACAAACACACACACACACAUACGAAUAUUAAAUAGAUGUACAAUAGUUAUAUAGACUCAUUCGCAUCGAUCCUUUAAGCCAUAGUCUAUCCUGUUAAGCUCUCAACCAAAAUUGUAAUUUUCGGAACCGCAAAAAAAAUGAACCCCAACGCUCAGCUACGAGUUUCUGUUUCUGUUUCCAAGUGCAACUUUCAAAGAAUUGUAAAAAAAAAUAAAAUAACACUUUACGCUAGCGAAUCCCAAAAAUAUUUGGACAAACGAUCGAAAUCAUCCACAAAAUUGCUUAUAAUAUGAAUUUUCUGACUCUCUCCUAAGGGAAAAUAAAAAUUUUUUUUGGUAUUUCAAACUCAAAAA